Messenger RNA from Penicillium bovifimosum, 1041 nucleotides. RefSeq names its product ketopantoate reductase family protein. The transcript has 2 exons. Gene Ontology annotation, molecular function: 2-dehydropantoate 2-reductase activity. Gene Ontology annotation, cellular component: cytoplasm. The record is from RefSeq and is a predicted model, not a curated record. Gene Ontology annotation, biological process: pantothenate biosynthetic process. NCBI's taxonomy places the organism in Eukaryota, Fungi, Ascomycota, Eurotiomycetes, Eurotiales, Aspergillaceae. The coding region runs from base 1 to 1041 and encodes 346 amino acids.
AUGUCCAAUGGUACAAAAGAGAGCACGGCCAAGCGCCGAGUGCUUGUAAUUGGAGCAGGAGGUGUGGGGACAAUGGUCUGUGUAGCUCUAGAGAGAUCCGGGAAAGCAGCAGUCACUGCCGUUCUACGAUCCAACUAUGAGCAGGUGGUCAAGCAUGGAUUUGAGAUCGAGUCCAUUGACCACGGAAAGCUAUCUUCCUGGAGACCGAGUGCAGUUGUCAACGCGGUCCCGCAACAAGAUCCCAAUGCCCCAUUCGACUACGUCGUCAUCACAAUGAAGAACAUCCCCGAAGUGAACAACAUCCCUAAGAUCAUAUCCCCAGCCAUAACCCCCAACCACACAACAAUCGUCCUAUUCCAAAACGGACUCUACAUCGAGCCACCCAUUCUCGAAGCCUUCCCUUCAAACGUCGUUCUCUCAGCGCCGACCUACAUCGGCGCACAUGAGCACAACGGUCACGUAACCCACACCGACCACGACAUGUUCAACAUAGGCGCCUUCCACAAUAAAUCCCUAGACGCAUCCUUCGAGCGCGCCAAGCUGGAAGAGUUCGCGGAUAUCUACAACGGCAGCGGCGUCGUCGAGGCCCAGGUCGUCGAUGAUAUCGUCCUCUAUCGCUGGCGCAAGGUGCUCUGGAAUGGAAUCUUCAAUCCUAUGUGUGCUAUCACGCAGCUGGAUAGCGCUACGGUACGGCUCUUUGGCGGCGAGCACAGUGUGAUCAGACCUGGUAUGGCGGAGAUGGUGGCUAUUGCCAAGGCUGAUGGCUAUGAGCUUGGGGAUAGCGUCAUCGAGGAGAUAAUUGAGUCUACUCCGCUCGAGUCGGCGUUCAGACCUAGUAUGCUGGUUGAUGUGGAUAAGGGGAAUCCGAUGGAGGCGGAGGUUAUUUUGGGGAAUGCUUUAAGGGUGGCCAGGGCGAAGGGGGUUGAGACGCCGAUUUUGGAUACUACAUAUCGGUUCUUGAAGCUCAUUCAGGCAAGGCUGUUGGCGGCGAGGGGAUUGAUUGUUGAGCCGAAGGAGUUGCCGACGACGGAUAUUUUGUAA